AUGAUGGCUGCAAGGCACAUAAAAAAUGUUACCUUACCCGCGAUAACCUUCACAACAAACCCACAGCGUCAUAACGGCCCCUGUAACCGCGUGUCCACAGCAAGCGCCACAGCGGUGUCAAAGCUUGUUCGCAGGCGCACCCACAAGGCCCAAUGCGGCAAGCGUCGUCAGCCCUUUUCACAGAAACGGACACUCGGCCAAACCAUCGGGUUGCGCAUCACCACCUUGUGGAGUCAACCCCGCGCCUUCGGCUCUUAUUUUCUUAGCCACAGUCACAUUCAUAGCGAUGCUUUUGUUGAGGCCCUCGGGAAGAUUCCUAGCUGCUCCACAGUGGCCAAUCAUAUGCCACUCGUUCACACUGUGAAUAUAAUCGCACUAAGAACCACGCUCCAUACAAGUUUUCGCCUAAAGCAAACUAGCUUUUUCUUCUUCUUCUUCCCUUUACUCUCUUUGAUUUCACUAGAGCAACAAUCUCUGGCUAUUAAAGACGGAAAGCACAAAAAGAAAAUGACCAGCGAAACCGCCACCGAGACCAAGGCGGCUGCUGCUGCGCGCCAUCCAAACCCCAAAGACUCCAUGAAGUCUACAUGGCGAACCGCUGACAAGAAGACAUGGACCAUUCACCACAAGCUCAUCGACUGGAUCGACGUCCAUCCCACUAUCCUGGGCAAGCCGCCUCCUGUCUUUCAAAAGACGGAUCCGAUUCCCUACUUGCCUCACUGGGAGCAGCAUGCCCUCAUUCUCUACCACUCCUUCAUCGCCCUAGCCUUGCACCAGGCUUUUACUCUUUUGACCGGUAUCACCCUGCCGCCCAUUGUCGCAGGCAUCUACUAUACCGUCGCCUUUGACGUUAUUGUGAUCCGCGAGGCGCAUCUCAUUCGCCGCCUGGCCUAUGUCUACGGAUACCUCGAUGGUGAUGUCCACCCACGCGAUGAGAUCCCAGAUGUCGGCGUCAACAAGAUUGCCACUGUGCUUAACAAGGUCACCGGAGCACGCAUGGCCAUGCACGUCUUCUUCACCUACAACCGCAACCAGCUGCCCUUUGAUGUCAUGCUUGAUGGCAAGUGGUGGCUCUGGCUCAUCAUCGAGAUGUCUCUCUACCCCAUUGCUAUUGACUUCUGGUUCUACUGGUACCACCGUGCCAUGCACGUCAUCCCUGGUCUCUGGCAGUUCCACCGCACGCACCACUUGACCAAGCACCCCAACGCUCUCUUCUCUGCUUAUGCCGACCACGUCCAGGAGUUCUUUGAUAUUGUCGGAAUCCCCCUGCUCGCCUACGGCACCAUGCGCCUAUUCGGUAUCAACAUGGGCUUCUUUGACUGGUGGAUUGCACAACAGUACGUUGCCUUUGUCGAGGUUGGUGGCCACAGCGGUCUCCGCGUGCACUUUACGCCUCCCAACCCCCUCGACCCUAUCCUCACCUACUUUGGCAUGGAGCUGGCACUUGAGGACCACGAUCUGCACCACCGCAAGGGCUGGAGAAAGAGCCACAACUACGGCAAGCAGACGCGUGUCUGGGACCGCAUCUUUGGCACCUGCACUGACCGUAUCGAAUCUGUCGCCUCCAACGUCGACUACAAGAACACAGCCACCAUGAUUUGGCGAUGA
Molecule: messenger RNA, 1608 nt
Organism: [Torrubiella] hemipterigena
Lineage: Eukaryota; Fungi; Ascomycota; Sordariomycetes; Hypocreales; Clavicipitaceae
Source: the annotation of a GenBank genome assembly